AUGGACACUGCAAUAGCAACUCUAGUUCCUGAUAAUGUUCUCGAAGUAAUAUUCUCGUUUCUCACACUGCACGACUUAAGGAAUUGUUCUCUUGUAUGCAAAAGAUGGUAUAGCUUUUUAAACGACGAAAAUAACGACGUGUGGCGAUUGCAUUGCGUCAGGAAACUAGCGGAAGAAGCACUAAAAUCGGACCUUCUAAGCUCAGUGCCCACAUACAAAGCGAAAUUACGAGCCUUCCACCACGCUUGGAAUCCGAACGAUUGUUCUAGAAAUAUUUAUAUCAAACCCAACGGUUUUACGUUACAUCGAAAUCCUGUAGCUCAAAGUACAGACGCAUCCAGGGGGAAAAUAGGAUUUCGGCAUGGUAGACAUGCAUGGGAAGUGAUAUGGGAAGGCCCUUUAGGGACAGUUGCUGUUAUAGGAAUUGCCACCAAAGAUGCUCCCCUUCAAUGUCACGGUUACGUGGCCCUUUUAGGAUCUGACGAUCAAAGUUGGGGUUGGAAUUUGGUCGAUAAUCACUUAUUGCAUAACGGGGAUGCUCAGGGCAAUUAUCCUAUGUUGAAUAAUGCUCCUAAAUAUCAGGUUGGUGAAAGAAUACGGGUAAUAUUAGAUUGUGAUGAUAACACGCUAUCAUUCGAGAAGAAUUACGAAUUUUUAGGAGUGGCAUUUAGAGGGCUCCCAGAUAAGAAACUUUACCCCACCGUAUCGGCUGUUUACGGUAACACGGAAGUAUCGAUGGUGUAUCUCGGUCCCCCGUUGGAUGGCUAA
Phyllotreta striolata is the source of this 768-nucleotide messenger RNA. Lineage: Eukaryota; Metazoa; Arthropoda; Insecta; Coleoptera; Chrysomelidae. The record is from the annotation of a GenBank genome assembly.